Messenger RNA from Gopherus flavomarginatus (Mexican gopher tortoise), 5117 nucleotides. RefSeq names its product proline rich and Gla domain 3 (gene PRRG3). NCBI's taxonomy places the organism in Eukaryota, Metazoa, Chordata, Testudines, Testudinidae. The transcript has 5 exons. Gene Ontology annotation, cellular component: extracellular region. The record is from RefSeq and is a predicted model, not a curated record. Bases 140 to 832 code for a protein of 230 amino acids. Gene Ontology annotation, molecular function: calcium ion binding.
CCUGGUGGACACUGGUGGCUGCAGGCUUGAGCGGGCGGGCGAGCGAGGAGCUGUCGGCUUUGUGUGUGGGCGCGCGGGGAGCCCGGAGCUGCGGCGGGCAUGAGGUAGGUGAGAGCCCUGAGUAUCUGAGCAAGGCAGCAUGGCAAUGUUCCUGGGGGCCAAGAACGCCCACUCACUUCUCAAACGCCUCCCCCGGGCCAACAGCUUCCUGGAGGAGUUCCGCCAGGGCACCAUCGAGCGGGAGUGCAUCGAGGAGAUCUGCAGCUAUGAGGAGGUCAAGGAGGUGUUCGAGAACAAGGAGAAAACGAUGGAGUUCUGGAAAGGAUACACCAGCUCCAUAUACUCUGUCAAGGACCCCGGGCAGGGCACGGAGCGCUCAGAUGCCAUGUAUGUGGUGGUGCCUCUCCUGGGAGUGGCUCUGCUUAUAGUCAUUGCCCUGUUCAUCAUCUGGAGGUGUCAGCUGCAGAAGGCCACGCGCCACCGUCCCUCGUACGCCCAGAACCGCUACUUGGCCAGCCGAGCGGGCCGCAGCCUCCCCAGGGUCAUGGUGUACCGAGAGACCUCUCACAGCCAGGGGGAAGGCCAGUCCCAGCGCGAGCCAGGCAGCAGGGUGCCUGCCGGAGGCAGAGCAGGAGGCACUCUUUACCCGCCGGAACACUCCGUCUCCAUCCUCUCCAGACUGUCUAGUGCCACCCCUCCCCCUUCCUAUGAGGAGGUGACCGGUCACCCGGAGAGCAGCAGUGUGGGAAGAGUGGAGCAGGAUGAACAAAACCUUCCCGAGGGGCAAGAGGUGCUUCCUGCCCACCCCAAACACUCAGCUCUGCCCGUGUGACGUGGCACUCACAGAAGCGGGGAGGGAUGCUCUGUGGAGCACCAGGCUGCGAGGAGGGAGAACGGCCCUGCCAUCCCUCUCCCAUAAGUGCCAUAACAGCAGGAGAUGAGUGGCAGAUCGUCGCUGGCCCUGUGGGGGUUCUCAUCGGUGUGUUCAAUCCAAAAAAUAAGUGUAGUGUCGUCCUGUGUUUAAAACAGCCACACUGCUGCCUCGGCACCCACCUCCGCCCCACGGUAUAUGCACACGCUAUCCCUGGCAUCCAUGACGCUGAGACGCCCGUAGACAUGGGAUCAGUGGUCAGACAGACAGAACCUUUUCAAUGUUUCUUGCAACAUCCAGCCGUGGAGCCAAUGAUGGUUUGUGCCUCAACAAUCCUGUUGUUCGUACAUCUGGAUGAGGUCUUGUUUUUCCCUGCAUCUGGACUGUGGGAUCUUUGUUCUGGGGAUGGUCCUGGCUAUCUCACUGCUCACUUGUUUAGCACUAAUAUUUAAUUUUGCCUUUGGAAGAUUUACUUUUCCUGGGUUUCUUGCCAGGGAUGUGUGUGUGAAUGUCAAACACUUGAGAUCCCUGCACAGCUUUGCACAAGGAGUGAAACAAAUCCACUCUCUAGCUCUGUUACCUGGAACAGUGAGAGAUGCAGUUUAUAUCGGCCUCCUCCCUCUUCUCUGCUCAUUCUGCCCAACUGCAUUCUGCAUCGUUGUGAUCUUCUGCGGGAUGCAGCUGAAACCAGGGAGAUGUUUUGUGAUUCUGUAUCUUAUUUCCAAAGGGGAAUAUCCCAGGGGCUAGCGCCUGUGUAGAGAAUGUCUCUAGAGGUGGGGACUGGGGUUUGUGUCUCAAUGAUCACUGCUUUUCGUAACAUCUGUUCUAGGGAGCGAUGCUUCUGUAGCAAUUGGGGACAAUGGCAUUGAGCUGGGAUUGUUCUCUUGUGCCUCCUGUCUCUGUGUAUGGCUGAAGCAGGUGGGCAGUGGUCUGUUCUUUUGCCUUGCAUGACGCCAAAUCAGAGUUUGGUCCUGGCAGAUUUUUAAGGUUCUUCCCUUUCUUUAAGAUUGGGGAUGCCUCUUGUUCCUUGACCCUUCCCUGUUCCCCCUCCCAGACCUCCGCCAGGGCCUCUCCCACAAAUUGGACGCAGUUAAAAGAGGAUGUCUUUCCAUCCCAUUCCCCAUCCCACCAUGUUCCAGCUUCCUCUACCAGUGCAGUCUGUGAACUAUCUGAAGAAAGGGGUGCACUGAAUUACAUGCUCACCAGGCUGGAGGCAGAUGCAGUGCAGCAUCCCUGCCGUCCUCCACUCCAGAUGUGCUUCCCCAUGUCCAUUUGUCCUGCCUGCGGCUUUGCUUCUGUGGGACCAUCAGCUCUGCACGGUGAGGAUGUGAGACUGUUCUCUAAGGCCCACAGCGUGAUCUAUGCUGAGGCUACUGUACAGAACCUGCCGAGGCAGAAGGGAAUCCCUGAGGCUUUGUGAGGUCAAGGUGAGCUGACUUGGGACUGUAGGGCCUGGUGCACCUGCCAGGGUCAGGCAAGCAUGACUUGCUUCAGUGUCUUGUGCUGCCCCUUGCUGUCUUCUGGGUCUCACACAGCUGGCAGGGCAGAGCUAGAGGAGGCAGGAGGCACAGAUGAGGGAGAGCAGAGGAACAAAGGAAAGGGGAGAGGGGAAUUGUGGGUGAACAUGCUCUUGUGAAGUAAAGUGGGGGAAAGAGGAACUCAGUGCUGUCCGGCCCAUAACUCAGAGAAAGCCCCUAGACACUCAGCUGCUCUGAUUAGCCAACUGAACCGUGCUGCCAUCAACUCAGGUGCUUUGCAAUGUUUCUGUUCAGCAGGAAGUGGGGUGCAGGGAAUUGUCGGGGCUGGUGGACUCUUACCCUCUCCCCACCACAAUGUUUCCAGAGGCUGGGGCUGGCCAUAUGGGUAGGAAGCAUUUUCUGCAUGGUGCGUGUUUGAUACAAGCCACUACCAAGCUUCACAAAUGUGACUCUCUGUUGAAGAUCCCAUGUUCACAGCACUGUGCUUUAUAUGCAAACAGGAGGUCAAAUCUCCACUCUUUCCUAUGACUUCUGGUCACCUGUAACUGUAAAGAGAUCUAUGAAACAUCAGAAACAUACGGAUGCUGCAUAUUGUGGGGCAGAUUGUGGUUAAGGCAUAGGACGGGGAGCUAGAAGGUCUGGGUUCUGUUCCCGGUCCUGUCACUGAGGCACCGUGUGACCUUGGGACAGUCACUUACCCUGUCUGUGCUUCAGUUUUCUCCUCCAGAGGGACAGUAUCUUGUGGGGGUGUUGUGAGGCUAAAUUCACCGCAUGUAAAGUGCUUUGAGAUCCUUGGAUCAAGGUACAGAGGAUCUGGGACAGGAUAAAUGGGCGGAGCUUAGGAAAGUUCCCUAUAAGAUUCUGCAGGUUCUUUUGAGCUUCAUCUGUCUGCAGAGGACUCUUCUCCUUCUGGGUUCAAGAGUGCUUUGGUGCGUGGACAUGGAUUGGAUUAUCUGUGGGGUUUUCCUAGGGGCUGUGUUGAACUUCAGGCUCUAGGGCUACCAAUUUAAAACCAGAACGCGCUGUCAGGCCUUCUAGAGUUUCAGUGCACACUCCCUGUCCCAGCUUCCAUCAGUAAUAGUGGAUCUCACGCUCCCAUGCCACUCACUCAUAUCUGUUCUUAGGCCCAUUUCAGAAUGCCUGAAAUGUGCAGAAAUUGAGGGUGUGGGCUGUUUUGGCUAAGGCCUGGAUCUCACAGAAUUUUGCCAGCUUUUUUUUUUUUUUUUUUAAGAAACAGUGUCAGACGCACUGAUCAUGUUUGGUUUUCUAAAUAUCUUUUUUGCAAAAUCUGUGUUUUAGUCACUGGCUUUUUAUUGGGGUCGGAGCAUUGAGAACCGAACAUCAUGAGUAGUUACAGAGAGCAACUUAAUUAAACAGUGGACUAAAGUCCCUACUCUUAUGAGGGCACAACUCCAUUGUCAUACACCAGCUGUGAAUUUGGCUCUCUGACUGACAUCACCUUUGUUAUUGUUUCCCGGUGGGCUUUUGCCUCACUCCAAAUUCUUUCCUUCUCUUCCCCCGUCUUCAGAAAAUAGAAGCACAAUGAGGACAGUAAAAUCAAAGAGAAACCCCAGCAAAAGGUUUAAUGAAAUCAACAAAAACUGUGUGCCCCAAACUCUUUAAACUUCUGCAGCCUUGUGAAUCUAAAAGCUGCAACAUUGUGCAAAGGCAGAGGAGCCAGACAGUGAAACUGACAGUGAUCAGAAAGUGACCCAGGGCAGCGUGGCCAUGAAGUGCACCCAGUACACAAAUGGCAUAAAGUGAACUCUGUUUGCUUUUAGGAAUCCAAAGUGUUGCUAAUAACACUGGAAGGCUAAUUCUGUCUUGCAGGGUCUGAUAUUUAAUUUGAAGGUGUCCCCUUUGGAAAAGUAGCUGAUUACUGCUUACUGGAUCCGAACAAUGGUUUGGCUCUGUUACUUUCUUGAGGAGAAAUGGAUUAUUGGUGAUGUUUGUGUAGUGCCCCUGAGUUGCACAGUGUACGUAUGCCCUGAUUGGUACAAGGACCCACAGCUCACACUUAGGAUAAGCAUGAAAGGAAUUGCUGAGGGAAAGAAACUGCCCAUACUCCUGUUGCAUGCCAUCUUGGAAAGCAAUCCAGGUGCUUCUCUGAGUUGCACCUCCAACUGGCUCCUUUACAACCCUGCAGGUGAGUUCCUCAUUGCAAGGAUCCCUGCUUAGCAAGGGGGGCUCCUGCUCUCUCCCUCAUCCUUCCCCCUCCUUGUUGGCAGCCCUCCAGUGUGGUGGUCUCACUGCUAGUAUUGAAAUGUCCAGCACUGCCAUCCCUGUAAUGUUACCGAGCACAAAUCUCCCCCCACGAGCACCUGAAAGAUAUUUCAGCUGGGUGGAAACUCCCAUCACUACAUAUACCUCUCAACUAUCCAAGGUUUGCCUCUGGCCCAAGCACACCCUGUCUUCACACUGCUUUGUUCUGGAAAAUGUCUGAUAGCAGAAAGGUGGACUCUGGAAAUUGAGGGUUAGGGAAAAUGUUAUUUCUGUUCCAGGCGCCACGCUUGCAUUGUUUGCCGAUGGCUGCACUACUGUUUGUUGUGUCUCUCUCCUUCUGGGUCUGUGUUCCACAUGUGGGCCUUAGUGGGCUGAGAGGUAUAUAUGGUCUAUAGCCAGAUCAGGAUCCACCGGAGCCUGAAAAGGAACAGAGGGAGAUAGAUGGGAAUUUCUUCCUCUCUCUCUCUGUAAUAUUCACAAUAAUUAACCCUGCAGUUUGUAUUCUGUAAAACUUGGUAUAUUUCUGUGCCAAAAUAUUUAUUAAA